Guillardia theta CCMP2712 is the source of this 3585-nucleotide messenger RNA. RefSeq lists its product as hypothetical. The transcript has 8 exons. NCBI's taxonomy places the organism in Eukaryota, Cryptophyceae, Pyrenomonadales, Geminigeraceae. The coding region runs from base 1 to 3534 and encodes 1177 amino acids. The record is from RefSeq and is a predicted model, not a curated record.
AUGACCGCUUACGUGAACUUGAAGCUUGCCGCCUGUGGCUCUGCUCCCGUUGAAUCGUCCUCUAAGGAAGAAGGGUUCCUGAGGCUUGUAGAACCCAUUUUGAAAGCGUAUCAAGAGCAGCAGCACGUACUCAUCAACCAAGGGAGGUCCUUGUGCCCAGCCGAUCAGCGUAUUCAAGACUGGCUGGAUGACUUCCUGUCUGACGUAGGUGGCUCGCCAAGACUGCCUGUCAGACAGCUUAAACUGGAUCGCCAUGGCUUGACUCGUAUUCUCUCAUUGCCAAAGGGGGAGGAUAUCUACCAGAACGAGUACAUCACUUCAUACAGACUUGCACAAGGAGUUGUUCACAAUCCCAAGAGCGACAAGCGAACGACCAAAGGUGUUUUCCAUGUUGUCGAGGGUGGACUCCCUAUUUCGGGUGACAAAAAGGCCGUACCAAAGAAAACUUUCAAGGCCAUUCUAGAAAGUGCUUUGAGGCCUCCUGAGGAACUCAUGGUGGUCCCGUAUACAGCCAAUCAACCAAACAAGACGAAGAUCUUUGCCUCAUUGCUACUCCGUCCUCUUGCCUGCCCCGAGGUACAAGGCUUCAUUGAAGAGAAAUCUCACGAGGUGCGCUUCAUUGUUCCAGCAAGUAUGGUUGCCAACCUCGAUUUCGUGGAGUCAAUUUUCGGCAAUGGAGACAACCCUGAUCUUGCUGAGAACGACGCGGCAUUGGAUCCUGAGCACUGGACUGGCACAACAGGUUUGGUUGUGCUCGUGCCACAUCUCACAAAGUUGAAAGCCAAAGAUGUUCAUCUCCCGCAUAAAUCACAGGCUACACCGCGACAAAUUCAGGAUGGUAUGUUCUGGGAGAAAGAGGAUGAUCUCUACAAUGGAGGAAAUGCUUUCAAGUUGACUGCUCGUGAUGCACGAGGAGUUGUCGUUACGCUGAUUGCCGACAACUACUUCGGUUACUGCAAGAAAGAAGUCAAGACACAGUUAGGAUACGCUGCGAAUUUGUACGGCCAGUUGGAAGAAGAACACUCUGGUCAGGAAUCUUUGGGCAAUGCAGCGUACCUCGGCGAGACGCACAAGUAUUUGAUUGAAACUGCAACCAAGAGGACCUUCCAAGACGUAACCAAGCUGUUGAAGGAUGCUGUCGAAGUUCAGCCCGAAGGAUAUGCCAUCGACAAGGAUUACCCCGAUAUCUACUACAUUCCAGAGAAUGCUAUUUUCAGCAUGAUCAAGCAAAGCAUCACAUGGACUUCCAAUGGAAAGGAGCAGACUAUCAAUUUGAAGCCAAGGACCACCUACGUUCUUCCGAGCGGAUACAAAGUUGAGAUGGUGAAGAAGGGAUCUCAAAACGUUGUGAAGGGAAAGAGAGGUGGAAAAUCAGGACCCUACGAAAAAUGGCACCUAAGGGGAACAACUGCUGAAGGAGCAAACCUUCACAAACCUGCAACAGUUUCUGGCGGAGGAAAGUCAGAGAUCAGCAAGAGAUUGGAAGACAUGAUUAAAUAUGGUCCUGUAUUCACAAAUCAUGUGUCUGAGGACUUCGAUGCUCUCCAAUCGAUUUUCAGCAAGGACUACUCUGCUAUCAUGAAGCCUGGCAAUGAAAAAUUGCACCCUUUUGAUCACAUUGGUGUUGCUCCAAGUGCCAUCAAGACCCUUCUGGACCCUCGUGUGUCUCUUGGAACCAUCAUCAAACUCUUGUCAUAUUCUCCUCACUACACCGCAGAGCAUUUGGAGUUCAUCAACGGAAUUCCAUCGUAUCUCAGAGAGCUUCUUCAAGUUGUGAAACAGAACUACAAAGCCGAAUGGGGUUCCAAUUGGCGAGUACAUUUCAAUGCAGAUGCUGUCAAUGGCGAGCUUGGCCACGAGGUCAAGUACAAAGGCGAUCCACUACUUUCUGCAGUCAUCCGUGUUGGCUUCCGUUCUAAUGUUGCCUGGAAGACGUUUACUUUGAGGCAGGACUUCUUUCCAUGUGAAAAGCUGCAGACAGAAGACGACAUCACCGCAUCUGUUGUCGUUCCUUCCUCAUCUCUAAAGGGCAUGAACUUCAGGCUGAAGAAGCCCUCCUACAAGUUUUCACAGAACUGCGAAUUCCGCUUGUUUCAGAGGCCAGAUGAAGCCAUUCACAGAGGUUAUGAUAAAAUCACGGAGCUAGAUAUGUCCAAGCCUGGAAACUUCAUUUCCAACUUUGAGCCGCUUGACAAGGCAGCUGUACAGAAGAUUGUCGAUGAAACCAUUGGAUUCGAGAAAUUCACAGAGCCCAUGCAGGAUAGACUUCUGUCCUUCCUCGAUUCCUCUUCCUCGUAUGUUGUAUCUUCUGCCCAUCCUCGUAUUGUGGAUGGAAAACCAACCAAGAAUCCCAGAUAUUUGCAAGAUUCUAUGGAGAUCACGGAUCAGCGCGCAUUCCACCUCUGCAGCGUGGCCACCAGGUUGGCCAGAGGAAUUCCGAUGGGAGAGGCGGUCCAUACUCCUGUGAACUCUGUCCUCUGCGGACGUCGAAAUAAUCCCCCUGAGGGCUCAAUUCCAGCGCUCGCCGUUCACAAUCCCAUCCACUACUAUGAGUUGCCAGAGUUGUUCAUGGAGCUCGCUUCGUCCAUGACUGGAAAGUCGCCUUCCACCACAGGAGCUGGAUCUGAGGGAGCUUUGACCAAGGGCCCCUUCAACAUGCUCAACCAGAUUCAUGACCUCAAUGCUGCAUUAUUGGCAUAUGCUUUGACUGAAACUCACGUUUUCAUUUCCUCUGCUGGAGUGAUUGGUCCCCAGAAGCAGGUUGACCAUGACAUCUCGCUCUUGGUUCCAGAGGUUUGGAGUCGCAUGAGGGAAGAGGAGCGUGACGCUAAUUGGCUCAUCAAGAAUGGGUAUCUUGAGAAGAUCCCUGACAUGAACCUCAAUGGUGAGAAGGUUCCGUCCUCGGUCUUGGGUUAUCGUAUCACCAAGUCGUUUGUCCAGCAGUUCUUUGGCCGUGUGUUUGCUGAUCCAGCCUCUGUCUUCAGUGAGGACAUGUUGAAGCCAGAAUUGCAGGAUGAGAAAAUCUAUGCGGAUGGUAUCAGAACCAUCACUGUCACGAACAAGCGCGUUGCUGAGAUGUACUUGGCUGACGGUGGUGUCGACAUGGCAGUGCCCCCUCUCAAGGCGCUUUUGCACAUCAUGGCUAAGGGCGAGUACGAAGGAAUGACCCUGGAGAGCCCUGAGUUCAGAAAGCUCUUCACCAGAGAGUCCAUCUUGUCCUCGCCUUGGUACCAGGAGAGGAUCAAGUGCUUCCAGCAACGUGAAGCCGAGAGACUGCAGAGGGGCAUCCAGUAUCUCGAGAACUUCGUGGCUGGACCAUCCAACAGCAAGGAGGACGACUGGAAGGGCAAGCAGAUCUGCGAUGAGCUGAAGCUCAACGAGAGGAUCGAGCACGUCAAGGCCCAGCUCGCGUAUGUACAGUCGGCCGAGUAUCUCAAGAAGCUCGAAGGAACCAUCGGAGUGGACCCAGCGCUCUUUGACACUGCUCGGGGAUCCAACUUCGACCGUAAGCUUCCUAUUGCUGGCUCGCACUAGGCACAUGGCAGACUUUAAUCUUUCAUCGCUAGUAAAGAAUGGUUCAAGAUG